Messenger RNA from Ilyonectria robusta, 1672 nucleotides. RefSeq lists its product as uncharacterized. Gene Ontology annotation, molecular function: oxidoreductase activity; FAD binding. Lineage: Eukaryota; Fungi; Ascomycota; Sordariomycetes; Hypocreales; Nectriaceae. The record is from RefSeq and is a predicted model, not a curated record. The transcript has 2 exons. Bases 53 to 1537 code for a protein of 494 amino acids.
CAACGCAUUCGUCUUCUCGCCGCGUCUUCACUCUCGCUUCUCCGUUGCAAUCAUGUUCCUCACUCGCCUCUCGUGGCUCCUGGCCGGCCUCGCUCUGCAGGCGUCGGCCGUGCCAACCAAGCGCGAUGCCAUCACCAGCUGCCUCACCAGCUCCAAGGUGCCCAUCGACGUCAAGGGCUCGGCCGAGUGGACGCAGGACGGCACCGCGUACAACCUGCGCCUGCAGUACCAGCCCGUGGCCAUCGCCGUGCCCACGACGGUUGCGCACAUCUCGGCCGCCGUCAAGUGCGGCGUCAAGCACGGCGUCAAGAUCAGCGCCAAGAGCGGUGGCCACAGCUACACGUCGUGGGGCUUUGGCGGUGACGAUGGCCACUUGGUGGUCGAGCUGGACCGCAUGUUCAGCGUCAAGUUGAACACAAAGGACAACACGGCCAAGAUUCAGCCCGGUGCGCGUCUUGGUCAUGUCGCGACUGAGCUGUACAACCAAGGUAAACGGGCUAUUUCGCACGGCACGUGCCCAGGUGUUGGUGUUGGUGGACAUGCUCUCCACGGAGGCUACGGCAUGGUCUCUCGCAAGUACGGACUCGCUCUAGACUGGAUCAAAGGAGCCACCGUCGUCCUCGCCGACGGCAGCGUCGUCCACUGCUCAGCAACAGAGCGUUCCGGCCUCUUCUUCGCCGUCCGCGGAGCAGGCUCCUCCUUCGGCAUCGUCGCCGAGCUCGAGUUCAACACCUUUGCCGCUCCCACCCAGCUCACCUACUUCGACAUCGGCCUCAACUGGAACCAGCAGACGGCGGCCAGCGGGCUCAAGACGGUGCAGGACUUUGGAAAGACGAUGCCUGCCGAGUUGACCAUGCAGGCCUUCAUCUCCAAGAAUGGCUACAGCCUCGACGGCACGUACGUCGGUGACGAGGCCGGCCUUCGCAAAGCUAUCCAGCCUCUCCUGACUUCGCUGGGAGUUCAAGUUAAUGCCCAGACUGUCGGAUGGCUCGACUUGGUUGCCCACUUUGCUGGAAAUGUAGAGAUCAACCCGACCAGUGCCUCUUACAACGCCCACGACACAUUCUACGCCACCAGCAUGAUUGUCCCUACCGUCUCUGCAAACCAGUUUACGUCUUUCGUCAACUACAUCUCCACGACAGGCGCCACCACCAGCCACAACUGGUGGAUGCAGAUGGACCUCAUCGGCGGCGACCACUCCGCCGUCUCGAAGCCCAAGACAUCCGACACGGCCUUCGUCCACCGCGACAAGAUGCUGCUCUUUCAGCUCUACGACAGCGUGCCGCAGGGCCAGCAAUACCCGUCCGACGGCUUCAACCUGCUGAAGGGCUUCCGCCAGAGCAUCACCAAGCCCUGGUCCACCAGCAAGUGGGGUAUGUACGCCAACUACGCCGACUCGCAGAUGACGGCAGAUGUCGGACCGCAGCUGUACUGGGGCAAGAACCUGCCGAAGCUGCAGGGAAUCAAGGCUGUCUAUGACCCGAAGAACAUCUUCAGGAACCCCCAGUCGAUCCAGCCGAUUCCGCUACCUAAAUAGGCAUGAGUGCGAAUGAACGAUAUGGAUAUGAUGAAUGAUAUAGGAAUUUUUUUUUUAAUACCUGCAUUAAGAAUGGGAUCUAGAGAUGGCGUUGCAUAUAAUAUAAUGAAGAAAUCAAGAAAUUAAGAUGUUUAG